Hylaeus volcanicus is the source of this 5880-nucleotide messenger RNA. RefSeq names its product USP6 N-terminal-like protein (gene RN-tre). Lineage: Eukaryota; Metazoa; Arthropoda; Insecta; Hymenoptera; Colletidae. Bases 655 to 2370 code for a protein of 571 amino acids. The record is from RefSeq and is a predicted model, not a curated record. The transcript has 8 exons.
GCGAUUCACAAAUAGAUUCCUAACCUUACCUUUGUUUUACAUGAAUACAUCGAUAACAGAAAUCGACAUUACUUAAUCACGAUUUUAACUUGUCAUGCAAAAAAUUGUGCACUACUCGAAAAAGUAUUUUAAUAUUUGAGAUACUGGACGAUAAGCAUAAGAGGUGUUAUCAAAAGCAAUGUUUGUUUUCAAUAAAAUAUAGAUACAUGUUUAAACAAAGUGUAAUAUUGAAAUUUGUUGUAGCUAUAGAAACUGCAUAACCCUUAAUAAUGCUAAUUGUUCUUAAGAAUUUCAAGUUAAGUUUGGAAAAGUGAACGAGAAAAGUAUGAGAAUUUCGUAAGCUUGUUUGUUUUGAAUUUACAAUGGAUCUGUUGGUAACGCUGAUCAUGAAAGAGAAUUGAAACAUCCGAAUCCGGCUUGAAGUUGAAGUUGCGUGUCUGGUAUGUAUGGACGGCAGUUUUGCUAAACGAAUGACUGUUACAAAGAAACAAUUUUACAUGUAAUAUGAAACGAAGGAAAUUAGUUAAUCCCUAAUAACUAUGCAGUGUCUAUAGUUUUGCACUUUAUUUCUUAGUGAUAACAGCCUAACAUAAAUAGAUUCUUCUUAACGAGACGGCAUGUUUGUAAGAGCCUGGUUGCGAAUUCUCACGGGGGAUGAAUGAGGAAGAAUUAUUGAAACGGUCUGCCGCUGAGCGAGAUAGAAUAUUUAGCUGCUAUGACCGUGGUAGAGAAAAUGGAGCAGAAAUCGAUCCAUGGGAAGAUCCUACUUACGAAGUAUAUCAUACCACGGACAGAUAUGGAUUCAUACACGACAAACGUCUACCGCAAAAGCCGGACCCGAACGAAAUUAAGACUCAUCGUGUGGAAAUAGAGAGGUUAAAAAAAUGGGAGAAGAUGACGAAACAAUGGGACAGUUCCUCGACUAAAGAAAAGUUACGACGUAGAAUAUAUAAAGGAAUUCCUAAUAGAUUUCGUGGUCAAGUUUGGGCGCUACUUCUGGGAAUUAAAAAUUUGAAAAGAGAACAAGCUGGUAAAUACGAGGAAAUGUUACAACUUGCUCGUCAAUGGUCUACCGAAAUAAGACAGAUCGAUGCCGAUGUGGCUAGACAAUAUAGGGAUCAUAUCAAUUAUAGGGAGAGGUAUAGCAUAAAACAACGAUCCAUGUUUUAUGUCCUGGCUGCAUAUAGUAUGUACAAUAUGGAAGUGGGUUAUUGUCAAGGAAUGUCUGUAUUAGCUGGAUUACUUUUGUUAUAUAUGGACGAAGAAGAUGCAUUUUGGGGUCUUUCCGUGUUACUUGCCGAUAAGAAGUACACCAUGCAUGGAUUUUACGUUGACGGGUUUCCGAAAUUAAAUCGUUUUAUAGAACAUCAUGACAAAAUUAUGAAUAAAUUUUUGCCAAAAUUAAAGCGAAAACUUGAUAAAUGCGGUUGCGAUUCUAUUCUGUAUGCUUUAAAAUGGUUCUUUGUUGUUUUUCAAGAGAGGACACCCGUUAAUCUUGGCCUUCGAAUUUGGGAUAUAUUUUUAUUGGACGGUGAUCGUAUUUUACCUGCUAUGGCAUAUACAGUCAUGAAAAUGCAUAAGCGUUUUCUUAUGCCAAUGGAAAGUCUUGAUGAAUUUUGUAAUUAUCUGCAAAUUAAAUUGGAGAAAGACUUUUGUUUCGAUGAUGAUACAGUGAUAAAUACUAUGGAACGUAGUAUGGAAGAAUUGAAACGGGCUAAAUUGGAUUAUCCCGGUCCUCCUUUACCGCAAGAGUUACCAAGAACUCCAUUUGGCACAUUCAAAGAACCUACAUUUGCUAGUAAGGUUGGGAGACGAGCCGAAGAGUUUAGCGAAGCACAGCACGUAAUGCGUGAAUCUAUAACGCAACGUAGAGACUUAGUGCUCGUCGACGAUGGUAGAGAAAGUACAACACCAGUCGAACCAACGGGUUGUGGUCUUGGCGGAAGCAAAUUCUCAUUUGAUCCAAGUCUCGAUGAUGGGGCCUCUCCCAAUGGCUCGCGCCGGUCAUUGGCAGACACAUCUGUUACUUCGACAGCCGACCUUUCCGUAUUUAGUUCGGCAACACGGUCUCAAGCGUUAGACAAUAGUCUCGAUACUCAAAGUAAUAUUUCUAAUGCUAGCUCGGGUAGCGGUGGUUUGCCUACUCCCAGAGCUACGCCUCAUCAACCGAGUCCAGAUGUUGUACGAAUUUAUGUACCGUAUACUUCACCUAUAUCUGGCUCAUACAAAGACGAUCUUCCACGUACACUUCCACGAUCAUUAGAAACUAAUCGGAUCCGUAUACGGGUCGAUCCCGAUCAGACACCGAUAGUAGAGAGUCUCAAACCAUUUUCAUUAGAAACUCCGGAAGUUGAAUUAGAUUUAAAAUAAUCUGUUCAUUUGGUAGGCAUAUAAUUAACGAGCAAACAAAAUAAUUCAUGACAUUACAAUUAGCAGUGUUUAAGCAUAUUUUUAUUUCUAUAAUCGAUAAAGAUAAUAACGAGUAACGUUUUGUCUAGAAUAAAAUGUUAUUUGUUAAAUAUUACAUAAGUGAGAAAAUAAUCCUUUAUACUUCAUACAAAAAAUACAUGAAAAAUUACACAAGAGUAGGACAAGUACUACGUGACUACAUAAAUAUACAACUACUAGAGAAAAAUCACCUACAGCAUAUAUACCACAAGUAGAAUAUUUCACAAAUUGUUUUCUCAUUUACGUAGCGAAUAAGUAUUUAUUUGUCGGUCUUCGUUUUAUUAAGAAGUCAUGGUUGAACACUGCGAAUAACGAACAUCAACUAUCCGGAUAAAUUAUUUAAAUAAAAAUGCUGUAUCGAAAUAAUUAUCUAAAUAAGGAUUUAUUUGAAUAACACCCAACUCUGAGAAUUAGUAUUAAACACAGAUUUAGGUGAAUAAAACUAAAUCUGCGUUGUAUUAUACACAGAAAACUGAUCGCGAACUGAUGGUAAUUACAAUAGGUACGAUGAUAAACAAUGUUCAUUAAAUUAAUGUGCACAUACGUAUGAUUGUCCCUUCUUCGAAGGCCCACGUGUAGAAUCAAAGUAAACAUGAUGUAUCAUGAUAUUUCUUAUUCAAGUAUAAACCAGUGUAUGUUGUGAGUACUAUUUAGUCUCAAAAGUAUUAUAGCAAUUCGUGUUUAACGAAAAUUACUCCUACACUUUCUCUAUGGCCUAAUUUAUGUUUAAAGUAAAACACAAACAAUUUACAAAUAUGUAAUAGAGAAUUACAAUUUUCACUCUGUUAUUCCUAAUCAACGAUCCCGAUCAACGAGAUCUUCGAUAAUAAACUUAUUUCCAUCAUUCUCGUCGAAUCAUUUUAUGCAGACUACUGCAUAAUAUUUUUCAUGUGUCGAAUUAUAUCAUACAAAGAUAUAGAUCGAUACGAAACUUUAAGAUAAUGGAACUUUAUGCAGUAUAAAAACGAAUUAUGUAUUAAACUUAAUUGUAAUAUUUAGUAAAACAUACUCAAAUAUUCAGACAAUGAAAUUUUAAAAUAUACAAAUAUUAAUAUAUGUAUAAGGCAUUGCAAACAGCUUUAUUAAUAGGAAUGUAAACUUUAAGUAUAAUGUAUAGAUAAUUUCUGUAAAGUAUGCGUUUUUAAAUCUCUCCAUCAGACAAACGUUAUACAAAAUAUUUUGGAAUAUACCAAAAAUUGGCUAUUCUACAAGUAUACAAAUACGAGUCAAUUUUCCAUAGUAAAUAUAGAAUUAAAAACAAUAUUUUUGUUACAAUACUAUAAGCAUAUAGAAUCCUUUGAAUAGUCAUUAUUAUAUUUUCAAUAUUGUGUAUAUUUCUCUAAAAAUUUCUACAAGUACUGCGUAUGUCAUAAACGAGUAUACAUAAAGUUCCAUACUCUAGAAAUAUUUAAUGAGUAAAAUUAAUUUUGCAUUCUAGAUACUUUCUAUGAUACAACAAAUAGAAGAAAAUUAUUUUGAGAAAAAGUUAUCAUUUAAGUAAUUACGAAUACAUAAAAAAUUAAAAUAAAAUGAGAUCUGAAAUUAUUUGUUAUUAAAUUGGCAGAUUAUUGAUAACGGCGUAGAACUUUUACAUUGCCGAUUAUUCUAAGAAAAUUAGACCAUGUAGUUUACAUAAUUUGUUAAUUACUUAUUUUGGGAACAAUUGAAUUGGUACAUAAUUCCAUAUGGUAUCGAUACGAUAAAACUUAUAAAUUGUAAUUGAUAGGUUAUUAUAAGAUAACGAUCGUAUCCUCCAAAAAGUUACAUUCUGCAAGUAUGUUAAGUAUUAUACUGCCACAGUACUAUUAAUACUUUAUUUAUUUUAAGUUUUGUUUUUCUUUCUUUUAUAAGGAUCAAUGAAAGAUUUACUAUUGUAUGUACAUACAUAAUAUUAAAGAAAAAGGAAUCUUUCGUUAUACUCGUUAGUAUUCGAAAGAGAUUCGUAAAUAAAAAGUUUGCAAAGAAUUUGACCGAGUCUUUGCCAUGGAAUGUGAAUAUUGAACAGUCUUCUAAUAUGCUUCAUAUCUAUUGUUUAAAUGUACAAAAACAUGCUUUAGAUAAGUGUAAUUACAAUUGCGAUAUGCUUCUGAAUUCAUUGGUUCUGUAAAACAUUCCUGGACGUACAAUACAGUAUUCCUCUAUGUAUGUAUAUAAAUAGAAUACAAAACUUAUGGCUAUUAACCUGUCAGCAAUUACUUAUUAUAUUUAAUAACAUAUAAGGGUGAUAUUUGUUAAAUAAAUAUUAAAUGUUAACGGUUUGAAUCUUUAUUGCAUUGUAAAGGAUAUCAAACACGCAGUGUACAGUUCUAUGGUAACCCUUGUAUGAGCUUGGAUAACAUUAAGUUUUCAUGAACUUACAUGAAAUAAAUUCUUAAAGUUAUAAACAAAAUAUGGAAUUGUAUAGGUCUGAAAAAAUCUUAAUAUAAAUUAAACAAAUUAUAUCGAUUUAUUUUAAAAGAACUACAUUCCUUUGUUUCAUAUUAAAAUUGUAAAAAUGCACUAGUUUGUUAAUAUUUAAGAUGAUCCAUUUGACAUUUUAGUUGCCACGUUUACACAAACUACACUUACAUAUUAAAUUAUCUUGCAAUAUAAACAACACAAAUGCUCCAUUAGUUUGGUUUUAUUUUAAAUUCGUCAAGAUCAUUUUUUAUGAUUUAUUUCUAUACGAAUGCGUAUACUAUAACAUUAGGGAGUAUUGAUUUUAAUAGUAGGACGAAUUUGUAUAACAGGAAACAGGAUGAAGAGGAGCAUAAUUUUAUUUACGUGUAAAUAAUGGAUUUUGUAGCAAAAGUAAUGCCUAGGACAAAAAAAUUAGACUUUAGGAAGCUAAAAGUAUCGUGUGAUUGUCCAAACUGGUAUAACUGUAAUAUGUAAAAUAUAUAUAUUGUGCCGAGUAAUUCAAGUUUCUUGUAAUAUCAGGUGAUAAUUCGUUUUAGAUUGGAAUGAUUGGAAUAUGGUAAAGUAAUUUCGUAUUGCUAUUAGCAAAAUAUUGCAAUGCCUUUAUUAAGACAAACAUGAAGUAAUACUACAUACAUUCACAUGCUUUCAGUACAGAUUUCCUUAUUUGAAUAGACUUUAAAAUAGAAAAAAAUGUGUCAAAAAUAACUUGUCGAUCGUUUUGUUCAUUAUUCACAUUCGUCUUGUCGCACUAUAUAGAUAAAUUGAAGUUCAAAUGUAAUACCUGAUGAACGUCUAUGUAAUAUGUAAUAUUGUAGUUCAAGCGGAUAUUUUUUUUAUACAAAAAUUAAAAAUACGCAAUAUAGUAUAGACUUCUGUGUAUCAUUAGUAGGAUAUUCAGUAAGACAGGUACAAUCUAAUAAUGCAAUACUCGUAUAACUUCUUGAUGCCUGAUAAAACAUGCUGUAAAUGAUUGAAACCAUCGAAAUAAUAAACAAUAAAGAAUACGAAUUAAAAUUUUGUUUCUUUUCAGAA